AUGAUCGCCGGACCACCGUGUUCCAGCUUUGUCUUUCUCAACUCACAUACUAGUGGUCGCCGUAAGAACCGGCCACUGGGGUUUGCAUCCAUUCGUCCUUAUGUGAGAAACGCAAAUCGGAUCACAACACGCCUUGUGAUUCUUUGGAUGCUAGCUACUGUGAGAUGCUGCUGGACCCUGACUGAGCAGCCACUUUCAAGUUGCAUGGGUUUUUUCCCAUAUAUCGUCUUCUUCCAGCGAGUGAUCAGCAACCUCAUCCCUUGGAACCGUGUGACGUUCAACAUGGGGACAUAUGGCUCCCCUACGUUGAAGCCAACUCAGAUUUUUGGAACUAUGUCUUGCAUGGACAAGAUGAAACGUCGGACCUCAAAAAAAUUGAGGAAGCGAUUGGCUAGGAAGCAGAAGAAGUCAAAAAAACCCAUGGUGAAACACAGCGUGAACAAACGAACUGGCAAAGUUCAAGUGUCUGGAUCGACAGGCUUACGCAAGUCUCAAGUUUAUCCUAUUGGAUAUGGACGGAAGAUCGCUUCCUUGCACCAGCGCGACCUUGCCAAGAAUCCUGGUCUUCUCCGGAUUUUGCUCUACAACAAUGCCGACCUCAUGGACGCCGCCCAAGCAGGAACCACGGCUUACAAGGCACCUUAUGGAUGGAGGCAUGCCGCCUUGGAUGAUCUACAACAGUUUUUGGAAAAUGAAGCAAAGGCUGGUCGGUUCGAACCUAUGUUUACUGGUGGCCUAAAUUUGUAA
This is a messenger RNA of Cladocopium goreaui, 747 nucleotides long. Lineage: Eukaryota; Dinophyceae; Suessiales; Symbiodiniaceae. The record is from the annotation of a GenBank genome assembly.